AUGAGUAGUCAAGAAUUGGUCACUUUGAAUGUGGGAGGGAAGAUAUUCACAACAAGGCUUUCUACCAUAAAGCAAUUUCCUGCUUCUCGGUUGGCACGCAUGUUAGAUGGCAGAGACCAAGAAUUCAAGAUGGUCAGUGACCAGAUUUUUGUGGAUAGAGAUGGUGUUUUAUUUAGUUUCAUCAUGGACUUUUUGAGAAAUCGCCAGCUUUUAUUACCCUCUGACUUUUCAGACUAUGUUAGGCUUCAGAGAGAGGCUCUUUUCUAUGAACUUGACUCUCUGAUUGAUCUCUUAAACCAACACCAGCUACAAUCAAGACCUGCUGUCCUGGAGGUGCAUUUCCUAAAUCAGAACACUCAAGCUUUCUUCAGAGUAUUUGGCUCUUGCAGCAAAACAAUUGAGAUGCUAACUGGAAGGAUUACAGUGUUCAUAGAACAUCGAACAACACCUUCCUGGAGUGGUAAUUCUUUCUCUCCUCAGACAACUUUACUUCCACUGCCUCCAGAAAGACCUUCUUACCAUGACCUGGUUUUCUAUUGUGGCACUGACGGCACUACUGAUAACCAGACUGGAGUCAGGUAUUUUGUACUCUGAAGCAUCUCUCCUCUGUUCCAAUU
This is a messenger RNA of Jaculus jaculus (lesser Egyptian jerboa), 617 nucleotides long. Its product is annotated as potassium channel regulatory protein-like. Gene Ontology annotation, biological process: protein homooligomerization; negative regulation of delayed rectifier potassium channel activity. NCBI's taxonomy places the organism in Eukaryota, Metazoa, Chordata, Mammalia, Rodentia, Dipodidae. The transcript has a single exon. The coding region runs from base 1 to 594 and encodes 197 amino acids. Gene Ontology annotation, molecular function: protein binding. Gene Ontology annotation, cellular component: endoplasmic reticulum. The record is from RefSeq and is a predicted model, not a curated record.